AUGGAACUUCAUCGGCGAAAUGUAAACUUUUGGCCGCUGCUUUUCGUCUUUUUUGCGGCGAGCUCCCAGGCGGUCUUCAUCGAGCCCCGCCAGGCUUUCACAUCACAGCGUUCGUUAGCCGAGAGCGCCACCCGGCUGCCAUGUCGCUACCAGGGCCAAGUGGGCGAGACAGUGGUCCAGGUCACGUGGUACAAAGAGUUGAGUGACGGAACUAAGGACCAAAUUAUCACCGCCCAUUUCUCCGACGGACAAACAGAGUUCAGAGGCUAUGUUGGUCGAAUGAGGUUCGAGAGCGACGACCCUAUCGCCAAUUCGGCACUGCUCAUCCCCAACACGGAUGAGUCCGAUGACGGCAUGUACGCCUGCCAUAUCUCCACCUUCCCCAACGGAAACUUCGAGAGGCGCAUCCGGCUCACUGUGUGGGUCCUCCCCAUCUCUUCGCUGGAGCCGGUGAUGCUGGUGGAGGGCCAGUCGUUCCGCGUGGCCGCCUCAUGUCGCGCCGUGGGCCGACCGCUGCCUAUCCUCUCCUGGGACACCACCGUGCCGGGCAAGUCGCAGAACCGCACCAGCGAUGCGGGCUCUGUCUCUAGCUACUUCUCGUUGCACCCGCUACGCAGCAUGAACGGCAAACGGCUGGAUUGCUUGGUGCGCCACCCCGCCCUGGAACGCCCACGGAGGAUCGUCAACCAGCUGGUUGUGCACUAUCCUCCGGAUGCCACCAUAACCGCCACAACAGACAACUGGUUCGUAGGUCUGGACCAUGCGGCGCUCAUCUGCCAAACCAGCGGCUUCCCCGUGCCUGAAGACAUCAUAUGGACAUGGAAGGGCGGAGCUCUGCCGGACGGUGCCGCCGCUUCAGGAGGACGUCUGACGUUUGGCCGAGGCUUACGUUUGAACGACAGCGGCCUGUACCAAUGUGCAGUGAGCAAUGGAGUGGGCAUGGCCAAAGCAGACUACAUGAUGACUGUGACAGCCGCUUUUCUCGCAGAGAAAUCUCAGCAAAAGGAGGUGUUGCCAUCUGAUUCGUCCACACUGAUCAUUGUCGGCGCCUCGGCCGGUGCCGCCGUUCUGGUAAUGGCUGUCAUGGUAGCGGUGCUUGUGCGCCACCACCGGCGCCGCAGCAGAAAACUGAAGAGGCAGCUCAGUGUCAAAACGGAAGAAGUCAACACUUUGUCUCGCCAGGCUUCUUUCAAGAGGCUCAACUCUAUUGGCUCUGACCCACGUUCGCAGUCUGAAGAAUAUGCUCUGCUCAGAACUGACAGCCGCAUGAAAAACAGCCAAGUGUCUCUGGAACGGCCCAUCUACAGAGACAGCCAGUCCACUCUAGGCGGAAGGUGGGCACCCUUGGGGGUGUCUGAGGCGGAUGGCCGCCCAAGCGUCUGGCAGGAUGAAAGCGAUGACAUCAGGGUGGCGGUGUCAGACGCAGAAAGGGACGACCCCAGAAGGAGGGCCAACUCAUACCAGAAGAGCAGCAACAUGUCGCUGGUACUGGAUUCCGGUCUUCCAUCCUCUCUGCUUCCGUUAAAAGUUCAGACGGACGAUGCCUCGGUACCGACACCUCCAUCGGACGUGUGCGAGACCGUGUCCCCGUCGGAAGAGAACUGGUGUCCUCCUCCACCACCGCCACUGUCGGAACCCUGUGCCAACGGGCCAGAGGAUGGGGAGGACGGUGGCGGCGAACCGUAUCAGCUGUCCCAAGCGCUGACCAAUCACUUCUACUACAGCAACGGUGUCCUCAGACCACGGCCACACGCCAACGCCAUCUUGAUGCACCCUAACGGUCAGGUCAUAUAG
Molecule: messenger RNA, 1794 nt
Organism: Nerophis lumbriciformis (worm pipefish)
Lineage: Eukaryota; Metazoa; Chordata; Actinopteri; Syngnathiformes; Syngnathidae
Source: RefSeq, a predicted model, not a curated record